UGUUUUCUAGCAGUGCGAUGUUAUAGUGUUCUAAGUGCCACUGGAUUAAUUUUAUGAUUCAAUUAGCUUGGAUAAAGAUAAAAAUCAAAAAUGAGUUUUCGAGAAGAAUUUAGUUUUAGGAAAUUUGGCUUUCAGGAUAUUGCCAUUGAAAGGUUUUGCAUUUUUCAGUGGCGUGCCCCAGGCGCAAUCUAUGUGUUUUAUCGGCUGGUUCUUGCUGUAUACACUAACGUGUGGCUGACUUUAAAAGCCAUCAACCCCAAUGUCGACACAUAUUUUCCAUUACCAUGGGGCGCGUACCUGACCAACUGGACAUACAUCUUGUUGACAAUAUACUUCACCGUCCACGCCAUUGUGACAAUAGUUGUAUACGCAAUUUGUCGUGGCUCAGGACUCCCAUUUUUGCAUAGAAGAUGCUCAGUAGAUCACUGGCGUUUGUUUCAUGAAGUGAAUCAGUCAGCUGGGUAUGAAAUCAUCAGUGGACAGGAGGAACAAAGAGAAAGUGUUUAUACAAUUAGGAACUCAAUACCCUGGUAUAUGGGUCUUGUGUGGCUACUGUUCAGCGCUGCAAGUGUGGCCACAAUCAAUGACACAUUUGUUUUUUGGGCUAUCUUAGUGCCUGGCUCAAAGUUCGGAACACUCAACACAGACAAUGAACAAAUGCACCUGGUGAACUGUGUCUUGGUAGCGCUGGAGCACGCUGUUACUGCCAUACCCAUUCGUCUACUGCAUGUCAUCUAUCCCAUUAUGUAUGGAUUUGUUUAUGUCUUUUUCUCAAUCUUUUACUGGGUGGACAAUCACGACCAUGUUAUGUAUCCUAUUCUUGAGUGGGGGAACCUUGGUCCAACCAUUGGUUAUGUGUUUCUCAUUGGUUUUGUUAUAAUACCAGUGGUACACAUUUGUUUUUAUAUACUUUAUAGACUAAAGAUAGCAUUGUUUCGUUGUUGUUGUCAAGAAUCAGCAUAAACUUUUAAGCUAAUUGUGGUAGAAUAUGUGUAUUAUUUAAUACACUUGAAAUAAUAUUUUAAAACGCAAGUAAAAAUUAUAAAAGCUAUGCAUUGAAAUAAAAACAACAUCAAUAUUU
Molecule: messenger RNA, 1081 nt
Organism: Physella acuta
Lineage: Eukaryota; Metazoa; Mollusca; Gastropoda; Physidae
Product: protein rolling stone
Cellular component (GO): membrane
Source: RefSeq, a predicted model, not a curated record